Trichoderma breve is the source of this 369-nucleotide messenger RNA. RefSeq lists its product as uncharacterized. The coding region runs from base 1 to 369 and encodes 122 amino acids. Lineage: Eukaryota; Fungi; Ascomycota; Sordariomycetes; Hypocreales; Hypocreaceae. The record is from RefSeq and is a predicted model, not a curated record. The transcript has 2 exons.
AUGCGCCUCCUAAUAGCCCUCCUGUCGUUCUUCGCCCUCGCCAAUGCCCAAUUUGGCUUCUUCGACCAAAUGUUUGGCGGCGGCGGCGGCGGCGGCGGCGGCGGCCAUCACCAGGAAAAGCGCCAGCAGAACAACCCCAGUGACGCUCGCCACUACCAGCACCAAUACACACAUUCCGCCUGUGACAACUACCUCUGUCCCGACACCCUCGCCUGCGUCCACUUCCCUCACCACUGCCCCUGCGCAUGGGACGCCAACGACGACAAGUUCGAGCUCGCAGAGGGAAUGCGCACGUGCGUUUCAAAAGGCGGUUUCAAGCAGGGAGAGACUGCACGCAAGAUUGAACUGGCGCGCAAGGGUUUGCUUUGA